Molecule: messenger RNA, 2559 nt
Organism: Penicillium brevicompactum
Lineage: Eukaryota; Fungi; Ascomycota; Eurotiomycetes; Eurotiales; Aspergillaceae
Exons: 5
Coding region: 1-2559 (852 amino acids)
Cellular component (GO): plasma membrane
Molecular function (GO): calcium-activated cation channel activity
Source: RefSeq, a predicted model, not a curated record
AUGUCGAACAUAACGGAUAACGACACCAAUAUUGGGUCGUCGCGAGGCGAUGCUUCCAGCACCUCUGGGGAUGCAGUCGGCAGCCUCGUUGGCGGUGGCGGCUCGUCAGGUUCCGCGCUCAUGAUGACUCUAUUACCAGCGCUUGUAUAUGCAAUAUUCUGGAUCAGCUUGUUUCUGAUAUUCCGACGAACUCAGCGUCGAUGGUACGCCCCACGGUCAUACUUGCCCGACCUACACGAGCAUGAACGAAGUCCUGAACUGCCAUCUGGUUGGGUUAACUGGCUGGGCACGUUUUUGAAGAUGGAGGAUAACCACGUGCUACACCACUCAUCCCUGGACGGAUACCUAUUCCUGCGGUUUUUGCGAGUCCUGGCCGCGACAUGUCUAACAGGCUGUUUGAUUACAUGGCCUAUCCUACUGCCACUGCAUGCUACUGGCGGUAAUGGAAACUCGGAGCUCGAUAUGCUGAGUUUCAGUAACGUUGCCAAUCCCGAUAGGUAUUAUGCUAAUGUGAUUGUGGCUUGUAUUUACUUUACAUUUGUGUUUUACGUGGUCGUUCGAGAGAGCCUGUAUUACGCCAAUCUCCGCCAGGCGUAUUUGAACUCACCUGCAUAUGCUUCUCGGAUGUCAUCCCGGACGGUCCUCUUCAUGUCGGUCCCAGAUGCGUACAAAAACCAAGAUAAGAUUCGACAAGUCUUCGGCGACUCAAUACGCCGGAUGUGGAUAACCUCCGACUGCUCAAAGCUGGACAAAAUGGUCAAUGAACGAGACAAGUUGGCCGAGAAGUUAGAAACGGCAGAAACGAGGCUCAUUCGAAGGGGAAACAAAGCUCGGUUGCACGCAAUCAAGAAAGGACAAUUUAGCGUGGAAACGAGCUUGGAUUGCGAGUCGAGCAACCCAGCAUGGUGUCAUAAAGUCAAGCGACCCACACAUCGGCUUAAAUUUUUCGGCAAGAAGGUUGACUCUAUUCAUUGGUAUCGCGCCGAACUAAUGAAGAAGAUCGAGGAAGUGGCUGCUUUGCAAGCAAAGCAUCAGAACAACGAAGCUACUCAACUGAGCGCAAUCUUUGUGGAAUUCAACAGUCAAGCAGAUGCCCAAAUCGCACUACAAACCUUGUCACAUCACCAGCCGUUCCAUAUGACGCCUCGAUUCAUCGGAAUCUCACCCCGUGAGGUUGUUUGGUCAGCGCUAAAUCUCAGUUGGUGGCAACGAAUCGUACGGAGAUUCGCCGUCCAGGGAUUCCUAGCGGCGCUUGUCAUCUUUUGGUCUUUCCCUGCUGCGAUUGUCGGCAUGAUUUCGAACAUCACAUCGAUUUGUGACUUGAUCCCUUUCCUGAAAUUUAUCCUCAAGUUGCCCGACGUCAUCAAAGGUGCGAUUGAAGGUCUUUUGCCAUCUGCGGCUCUGGCAGCUCUUAUGUCGUUGGUGCCAAUUAUUUGUCGAAUCUGCGCUCGACGAGCUGGUGUUCCUUCAAAAGCACGCGUCGAGCUAUUUACUCAAAGUGCACACUUCGUCUUCCAAGUGGUGCAAGUGUUCUUGGUGACGACCUUAACUUCGGCAGCCUCGGCCGCUACACUCCAAAUCAUCAACAACCCCCUGUCGAUCAAGGAUCUUCUAGCGGAAAACUUGCCCAAGGCGACAAACUUCUACAUCUCUUACUUCAUGCUCCAGGGAUUGAGCAUGAGCUCUAUGGCUCUCGUGCAAAUUGCCAGCGCAUUGGUGUUCAAAUUUGUCACCACAUUUUUCGCUUAUUCGCCUCGUCGGUUGUUCCAACAAUGGGCAGAGCUUGGUAGCCUUGGUUGGGGAAAUGUGUUUCCUGUUUUCACCAAUAUGGCAGUGAUCGCUUUGACAUACUCAUGCAUCGCACCGCUCAUUCUAGGAUUUGCUUUCCUUGGGCUUUACCUCGUAUAUCAAGCAUAUCGAUACAAUUUCCUCUUUGUCUACGACAUCGAGAUUGAUACCAAAGGCCUUGUCUACCCGCGAGCUCUUCAACACUUGCUUACUGGUCUAUAUCUCGCGGAGGGCUGUAUGAUUGGUCUGUGUGCCAUCAAAGGUGCUAUCGGCCCGGUCAUAAUCAUGGCUUUGUUCUUGGUCGCCAAUAUUCUGGCUCACAUGGCUCUCAAUGAAGCACUGGCACCUUUGAACACCUUCUUGCCAAGAUCUCUUGACGCAGAAGAAGAAAUGCUUCAAGAAAAAGAUGAUCGAGUGGCAGAGAUUAACGAAGAGCGUCGCCCACGUGCUUUGGCCUUCUGGAGAUGGUUCCAUCCCAAUGUGUACAAGGACUAUGCAGCAUUGCGUCGCAAAAUCCGCCGCAAUGUCGACGAAGUCUCGUAUACCCCGGAAGAAUUACGCACGGCAUACUUCGAGCCAAGCGUAGCAUCUCCACCGCCAACCCUUUGGAUUCCGCGCGACAAGUGGGGCUUCAGUAACCAUGAGGUUAUGGAAACUGAUAGCUCGAUCCAGAUCACAGACAAAGGUGCGCAUUUGGAUGAGAAAAACAAGAUUGUGUGGGAUAAAUAUGAUCCUCAUCUUCCACUGCGCGAAUUGAGGACUCUAUAUUGA